Messenger RNA from Hibiscus syriacus, 1709 nucleotides. RefSeq names its product probable WRKY transcription factor 4. Lineage: Eukaryota; Viridiplantae; Streptophyta; Magnoliopsida; Malvales; Malvaceae. The record is from RefSeq and is a predicted model, not a curated record. Bases 27 to 1577 code for a protein of 516 amino acids. Gene Ontology annotation, molecular function: DNA-binding transcription factor activity; sequence-specific DNA binding. The transcript is spliced from 4 exons. Gene Ontology annotation, biological process: regulation of DNA-templated transcription.
AACAAACAGAGAAAAACAGGGUGAAAAUGGCAGACAAAGAGAAGGGAACAAGAUCAAAGCUUUCAGCUCCAACACGUCCAUCAAUAACUUUACCGCCGAAACCAGCCAUGGAUGGCUUAUUUUCAGGGCUGAGUCCAGGCCCUAUGACUCUGGUUUCAGCUUUUUUUCCCGACCUCGACUCAACAGAGCGACCUUUUUCUCAGCUUUUAGCUUCAGCAAUGGCUUCACCUGGAGCUAGACUGCCUUACAAUUUGAUGGAUGGUCCAUUUAUGGAUGUGGGUUUUAAAGAUGGAGCUGAAAAGAGCACUGGGUUUAAGCAGAACAGACCUUUGAAUUUCGAUUCUCCUUUCUUCACUGUGCCUCCUGGGCUAAGCCCUUCUGGUUUGCUUAAUUCUCCAAGCUUCUUUUGUCUUUCUCCUCAGAGUCCUUUCGGAAUAUCCCACCAGCAAGCAUUGGCAGAGGUCACUGCUCAAGCUGCCCUAGCACAAUCUCAUGUUCGUCCACAAACCGAAUAUCAAGCAUUAUCGGUAUCAGCUCUUCCUGAGUCAUUGAUCUGUCAUCCAUCCUUCACUCCUGAAGAAGCUUCACAGUUGAUGCCUCAUUCAGCCUCGGAACCUCAAAGUUCUCUAGUGGAAUACUCGGAAGCUUCUCGAUCUGAUAGGAAAAACAAAGUCUCCGUUGUGGUGGAUAAGCCUGCUGAAGAUGGCUACAACUGGCGUAAGUACGGGCAGAAGCCUAUUAAAGGAUGUGAAUAUCCUCGAAGCUACUACAAGUGUACGCAUUCAAAUUGCCCCGUCAAGAAGAAGGUUGAACGAUCUGCUGAUGGCCAUAUAACGGAAAUUAUAUACAAAGGUGCACACAAUCAUGAUAAGCCUCAGCCAAAUAAACAAACAAAGGGUGGUUGUGAUGGAGAUGCAAAUUCGCAGACAAAUCCUGAAUUCGGUUCUCAGGGUGCAGCUUCAAAUUCGAACAAGUUAAGUGAAACUAUGCUGUCUCAUUCAAUACAGGGGGAAAAUGGUGAAUCUAUCCAAGCUGCAGAAUUACCUGGAUCAAGUGACAGUGAGGAAGGAUGUGAUGAAGAGAGUAGAGAAGAAAGAAAUGACAAUGGACCAAAUCCGAAAAGACGGAAUACUGCAGGAGAAGCCUCGGUGAUGUUGCCAAAAAAGACGGUCACAGAACCGAAAAUUGUUUUGCAAACAAGAAGUGAAGUUGACCUUUUAGAUGAUGGCUAUAGGUGGCGCAAAUAUGGACAGAAAGUGGUCAAAGGGAACUCUCAUCCAAGGAGCUAUUACAAAUGCACGAGUGCCGGAUGCAAUGUCAGGAAGCAUGUGGAAAGGGCGUCGACCGAUCCCAAAGCUGUCAUAACAACAUACGAGGGAAAACAUAAUCACGAUGUUCCAUCAGCUAGAAACAGCAGUCACAACACAGUCAGAAGCAGUUUACUGCAGUCAAAACCAGAAAAGGUGGUGGCCGACACUGAGAACGGGAACCAUUCUUUGCUUAAAGUGAUGGAUUUCGGAAACAAUGGCCGGGGACCAGCUGUUUUAAGGUUAAAGGAGGAGCAAAUAAGAGUGUAAUCCCCUACCUGCUAAAACGUAGUAAAACAACCGGAGCAAAUAACAGGGUAUGGAAAACGAGUAUGCAGUGAUUGUUUUCGCUGCUGCUGGACCUGAGUUAUACUUUGUUUGAUCUUAUUUUGAUGGGAUUUA